Fraxinus pennsylvanica is the source of this 903-nucleotide messenger RNA. The record is from the annotation of a GenBank genome assembly. Lineage: Eukaryota; Viridiplantae; Streptophyta; Magnoliopsida; Lamiales; Oleaceae.
AUGAGGAAGCCAGCAGAUUCAAUGGUGAAUUACAAGAACAAGGGCAAAGUUAGGAAGGGUUUAUGGUCACCGGAAGAAGAUGACAAGCUGAAGAAUUACAUGUUAAGAAAUGGACAAGGGUGUUGGAGUGACAUAGCUAGAAAUGCAGGCUUGCAGAGAUGUGGUAAAAGUUGUCGUCUUCGUUGGAUUAAUUAUUUGAGACCUGACCUUAAGCGAGGUGCAAUUUCCCCACAAGAAGAAGAGCUAAUCCUUCAUCUGCAUUCCAUUCUUGGCAAUAGGUGGUCUCUAAUUGCCGCACGUCUUCCGGGGAGAACAGACAACGAAAUCAAGAAUUUUUGGAAUUCUACCAUAAAGAAGAGGUUGAAAAAUAAGAAUUUCACUUCAACAUCAUCCUCUCCAAACAAAUGCAGGACUGUCUCAAUAUGGGACGCAGUUACAGGAGGAAUGAUAAUGCCCAUGCACGAGUACUCGUACAACGUUGUAAACACAUGCAUGGAUUCAUCUUCUUCGAGUAGUCAUUUCAACCCUUUUCCACCAGUCGACAACGGUUUCGACACAAAUGGUUCAUUAAAUAUUCCGAAAUAUGUGACACAAGUUGGUAAUACAGCAGGAAAUCAAGGGGGAUUAGGGGAUUAUGGAGUGAUGUGUGUUCCUGCUGCAUUAGAGGGUUUCGGGGUUGACAAUGUUAAUAAUGGUGUCGUGAGUAGUGAUUAUGUCUUUGACCAGAAAAAUGUCAUUUAUAAUAAUAAUAACUUGAAUAAUACUGAAAGCGUGAAAUUAGAGGAUAUGGUUGGGUUUGGAAAUGAUUGGCAAGGAGAAAACUUCAAAUUUGGAGAAUUGGAUUGGGAGGGUUUGUUGGCUAAUGUUUCCUCUUUACCUUAUCUUGAUUUCCAAGUUCAAUAA